Molecule: messenger RNA, 3524 nt
Organism: Dreissena polymorpha
Lineage: Eukaryota; Metazoa; Mollusca; Bivalvia; Myida; Dreissenidae
Product: TBC1 domain family member 30-like
Exons: 13
Coding region: 109-3417 (1102 amino acids)
Cellular component (GO): endoplasmic reticulum
Source: RefSeq, a predicted model, not a curated record
UUGUGAUUUUUGACUUUAGACAAAAUUGCAUUCCAGUAUUUAUCCCUUAACGUUAAAGAUUGUUUAAAAGCUGACUCUUUCGUUAAUUUUAAGUUAGCAAAUGAUGCCAUGGCCGAAAACCCGUCAGUUAUGGAGGAAAACCUGAUUGAAAAUGAACAGAUUUGUAUCUCUACUAAUAAUCCAGACCAUGAUCGAUAUUCAAUGUCAUGCAGACCGCCAUUUGAGACGCAGUCCUCGAUCAUUGAUGGUCUGCUGUCGGAGAUCUAUGAUCGCUGGCAUGACCAUCGCCACGACAGUUUUGACAGCGACACGUUCACAGAGUACUCGAGCACAUCGGAGUUUGCUCCCUGGAGAAGACCUUCCAGUUGCCUUGAUAUCGGGGGCAGACGACUCGGGACACUCCACAGGGCUAUUCUGAAAGAUUAUGAUACGGGCCAGCUGUAUAAACUAGCCAAUGACAUGACACGACAAGUGAGCCACAUGAACAUGAAGCUGGUACGGCAGUUGAAACGCAGGGAACGCAACCUGUCCAGGCUACAGACAAAUUGUGAUAUUGUCACAGCAUUUAUACAGGCUUCAUCCCCAAAGAGGCAGAUUGAUACGAGGAUGAAGUUUUCUCUGGAGCCCCAGGGUGGGGACAGUGCGUUCGACCAGUGGAAGGACGCUAUGAAGGCAGUUGCUAGGUUACCACUGGGCAUUCCAGAUGAGUUCCGCAGAAAGGUAUGGUUGAGCCUUGCAGACCAGUACAUCUGUGACAUGAAGAUAGACUGGGACAAGACUGUCAAGUUUGCCUUUAACGAGAGAAGCAACCCAGAUGACAACACUUUGGGCAUGCAGAUUGUGAAGGACCUGCAUCGAACAGGCUGCAGUGGUUUCUCCGGGGAGGACAACGAGGCCGAGCGGGCGGUCCUCAAGAGGAUACUGCUAGCCUACGCGCGCUGGAACAAGGCAGUCGGCUACUGUCAGGGCUUCAACGUCAUUGCUGCCUUGCUGCUCGAUGUCAUGGACAGGAAAGAGGCUGACGCGUUGAAGGUGAUGAUAUUCCUGAUAGACCAUGUGCUGCCUCAGGGUUACUUUGCCAACAACCUGCGCGCCCUCUCUGUGGACAUGGCAGUGUUCAGAGACUUGCUCAAGAUCUUCCCUAAACUGUCACGACAUCUUGACUAUCUGCAACAUGCACUGGACCAGCCUUCAGGUGGAUGUUACGAGCCCCCACUGACCAAUGUUUUCACGAUGCAGUGGUUUCUAACCUUGUUUGCGACCUGUCUUCCCAAGACCACAGUGCUGCGAGUCUGGGACUCCAUACUGCUGGAUGGCUCAGAAAUCCUCCUGAGGACUGCACUGGUCAUCUGGGGAAAACUCUCCAGCCGUAUCCUACAGGUGGGUUCAGCGGACCAGUUCUACACAUUGAUGGGGGAUAUCACCCAGGAAAUGGUGGAGGGAAACCUACUGGAUGUAGACGUCAUGAUCAAGAGCAUCUACUCUAUCGCCCCAUUCCCACUGCAAAAUCUGACAGAGCUACGUGAAAAGUACACAUACAACAUCCGACCUUUCACCCCAGCAACCAAGAGGUCAGUGGGGGCCAACGGGGCAGCGUUGCCUAGCGACGAGGAUGACCUUGAGGAGGAGGAGAUGGAGAACAUCACCUGUUUCACAGGUUUCAUUCCAACAGCUGCAUCUGGCAAACAUAAAGUUCUGGUACCUAUCCCACAUUCCUCAGCAGGUCUGGAAGGAGAUCAAAGGACUGUCAGCCUGCCAGAUAUUUCCUCCCUGGGCCCUGGAGCGUAUGGAAUGGGGGGCAGCGAGGCGGGGAUAGUGCCAGCCUACAUGGAGAGAAUGUCCACAGAUAUCGGCGCCCUAAAGAAACAGUACGAACGGCUGAGGCACAGGCAGAACCAGGCUCAUAUCCUUAUCAAUGCUGCCACUGCUAGACAGCACACCUCCAAGGCCCGUCCUAUAGUGCCCACCAUAGAGACCCCAGUCGCCAUGAACCACCUGUUUGUCAACAAGCAGGAUCUCAGGGGCAGGAACCGCUUUGUGGCUGCGGGGCCAAGUAUCUCUAACAUGUACCCUAACCUCACACCUGUAGGGCCAGUGUCAGAACAGGGGCACAGACAUGCACAGCCCUUUAAGACAGGUGACUUUAAGUGGAGUCAGAAAUCUCCCGCCAAGCAGACAAUAGAAAGGGAUGUCACACCUCCAAGUCAGAAGCAGGUGACAAAAGCAUGUGCAGCUGAUAUGGCUAUCAAAAAGCAACAAGAAAACGGUAAAAAUAUUGCCAUCUCCAAUAAAGACACAGAAAUAUACUCAAGUAAAUCAGAUGCAUUAGUUCAUUCCUUGGACACAGAAGAAUGUGGACAAACUGCCAAUAUUCAAGUUGAUAUUGAAAGACCUGGCUUGAAAAGCUUGUCAGUUGAAAAUACUGAACUAGACUUGAGGAGUGACUUUAAGGAGUUGUGUGAAUCUGAUGCAGAACUAGAGGAAAUCUCUCGGUCUGAUGUAAAGCCCACCCACAGUCCUCUGAGGCACAACGACUCUGGUCUCGGCACCUCCAUGUGUUCAUCGUCUGUGUCUGUGUCCUCUGCAGAGAGUUCACCUCAGCACAUGGCAGUGCUGCAUGGGAGAAGUGUGGAUCUAGAUUUGGACUUGAAGUCUGUGUCAGAGGAGACCUUGACUGUGUGUUCGGAUAUUAACAAGAGCUGGAGUUGUGAUCCGAGUGGCCACGUUGAAGCUGAGGAAAAGGUUGGGUGUGAUUUGGCAGGUGAGAAAUCUAAUGGUGCUAUGUGUUUGUCUAUGGAGCAUUUAAUUGUCAGUGGUGCUGAUGAAGUAAAAUCCAAUUUUAAUGAAGCGGAAGUUCUUGGGUGCUCAAAUGACCGUGAUGAAUCAGGUGUAAUUUGUGAUAGCCGGGUAAGUUCCACAGAAGCCAAAAUCUCUGAGAAUAACCUCACUGCCGACUAUGACACUGUCAAAGAAAAUAAAACAGAUACAAGCAAGGUAUUGCAAGCAGAAUACCCGAAGCCUAUUGGCCUAAAGAUCAAGAUUCCUAGGUCUGAUAGCUCUCAUUCCAAACGGUCUUCAGUGUCUGACAGUUCCCAUGGCCACAUUAGUUCCCAUAGCAACAGCUGUCAAGCCAACCUCCCUGAUGUGUUCAGUCCAGACUCCAAGUGCAACCUGUCCUUCCAGCAAUACUACAUCAACAAACGCUCCAUGGUGGCAGCCUCCUCCUCCAAUGCUUCGUCUAUUGAAUCUCAUUUGCGGAAAUCUCAGCUGCCACAGAAGAAGGCGUUCAAUCCAUUCCCCGUGAAACAUGUGAAUCAAAAUCGAGCUAAGACAGGCAUCAAAUUGGGCCUCUAUAAGCCGUCUACAUUAGACCAGUUUGAUCGUAACUUAAAAGGGCAGUCGGUACUUGGAAAGUGAUAAUAUUAGCGCAAUAUUUACAUGGUUGUUCAUGAUAUGUUGAACAUUUGGGUUAACUUGUUAUAUAUUUACUAGUUACCAGGUUUUAUAUUCAAGAAACAUCUUAA